CUCCGCCCCCCUCCCGGCAGGCUGCCCUUCUCGCGGCCGCCGCUCGCGCGCCCGGCGGGGAACGAGAGAUGAAGUCUCUGAAAAGGUGGGGAGAACAGCUGGUUCCUGGACUCCAUCGUUGGGCCUCCCAGGCCUCCGUGCCCCAGGCUGCCCCCUGCCUGGCAUUCGUCCCAGCCAGCCCCCCUCCGGACGCUGGGGCGAUCGAGAAACUCCAGGGGUUCGUUCUCCGCUGCCAGCGGCUCUUCGUCUUGACUGGAGCAGGAAUCUCCACCGAAUCCGGCAUCCCGGACUACCGCUCUGAAGGUGUGGGCCUCUAUGCCCGGUCUGACCGCCGGCCCGUCCAGCACGCUGAGUUUCUCCGCAAUGCUGCAGCCCGGCAGAAGUACUGGGCCAGGAACUUCGUGGGGUGGCCCCGGUUUUCCUCCCACCAGCCCAACGCGGCACACCAGGCUCUGAGCAGCUGGGAACAGCAGGAGAAGCUGCACUGGCUGGUGACCCAGAACGUGGAUGCCCUCCACGCCAAGGCUGGGAGUCGGCGCAUGACUGAGCUGCAUGGCUGCACACACAGGGUCGUGUGCCUCAGCUGUGAGGCCCGGGUCUCCCGCCAGCAUCUCCAGGAACAUUUUGAGGCCUUGAACCCCUCGUGGACAGCUGAGGCCCACGGCGUGGCUCCUGACGGAGAUGUCUUUCUGCCGGAAGACCAGGUGCGACACUUCCGUGUCCCAUCGUGCAGCAAAUGUGGCGGGGUCCUCAAGCCAGAUGUGACUUUCUUUGGGGACAAUGUGUGCAAGGAGAAAGUGGACUUGGUGUACCAGCGUCUCGAGGAGUCUGAUGCGGUCCUCGUGGCCGGGUCUUCCUUGCAGGUCUUCUCCGCUUACAAAUUUGCACUUGCUGCCCGGGACAGGAAGUUGCCGAUGGCCAUUGUUAACAUUGGCCCCACGCGGGCCGAUGCCUUAGCAUCUCUAAAGCUGAAUUCCCGCUGUGGGGCACUGCUGCCUUUGAUUGUCGUUUGAGAGACCCGGUGGGCAUCCAGACCAGUAAAGAUUCAAGGGUGACGGUGGGAGUGUUGUUGAAGUGGCCCAGGGAUUUGAGGCCCAGGGAGCUGAGUCAAAUUUCACAAAGAUAGCCUGAAGGACUGAGUACGGUGAUUCGCAGCCUAGAAAGAGCUUUGUAGAACAUAGAGUGAUAGGAUUGGAAGGGACCUUAGAACAAGGGUCUCCAACCUUGGCAGCUUUAAGCCUGGAGGACUUCAGCUCCCAGAAAUCCCUCCAAUUAUCCUCUUCCCUCAAAACUCAUUUUCCACACUUCUCAUGUAAACCUCUUGGGUUCCAGCUGUUAUCUUGGCUUGCCAUCUUAGGAUCAUGGGUUAAAGCCAGUGGAGAUAAAAGGAUCUCGCUCUUGGAGAGCUUUGAUCUUUUGCAACCAACCAGCAACUUGUGAAAUCAAGGUUGAGGUAACCCAAGCAGGGCUGAGCCAAGGAGAACAGGCAAAAUCUAGAUCUUGUCUUGUCUCCCUUUGGCUAUUAAGGGGCCACGUAGAUUCUCAGCUCACGGUUCAAUGGCAAAGCAGUUUGCCUUUUUAGUACUGUAAAUAUUAUAUACCCAAGUGGCCCCCUCAAAGUCCCCCCUCAAAGGGCCUUCUGCAACAUUCAGAUGUCCAUGACGUUGACCGGUGCUUCUCCUGCACCCCAGCUCCGCUGUUGUUGCUUUUAAGGGGACGACACGAAUAAAGGCAUCUGUUUCAGAGGAAUCUUGCCUUCCUUUCUCAGAGGCACAGGAAAGUCACAGGACUCGGCUACCCGUGAACACGACAUGACAAGCUCCCUUAUUGCAGUUCAUAGAUUUGUUGGUUUUAAAAGCAAUUGUACACUGAAGCGUGACUUUCCUCUUUAUUUGAAUAAAGUAAUUCAAAUAUGCAGUA
This is a messenger RNA of Notechis scutatus (mainland tiger snake), 1920 nucleotides long. RefSeq names its product sirtuin 4 (gene SIRT4). Gene Ontology annotation, molecular function: NAD+ binding; histone deacetylase activity, NAD-dependent. Gene Ontology annotation, cellular component: mitochondrial matrix. Lineage: Eukaryota; Metazoa; Chordata; Lepidosauria; Squamata; Elapidae. The record is from RefSeq and is a predicted model, not a curated record.